Esox lucius (northern pike) is the source of this 3463-nucleotide messenger RNA. It is a transcript of the gene tox4a, whose product is annotated as TOX high mobility group box family member 4 a. Gene Ontology annotation, cellular component: nucleus. The record is from RefSeq and is a predicted model, not a curated record. NCBI's taxonomy places the organism in Eukaryota, Metazoa, Chordata, Actinopteri, Esociformes, Esocidae. The transcript is spliced from 9 exons. Gene Ontology annotation, biological process: regulation of transcription by RNA polymerase II. Gene Ontology annotation, molecular function: chromatin DNA binding. The coding region runs from base 552 to 2681 and encodes 709 amino acids.
AGACUAGUUCGAGUAGCUCAGUGCGUUGAGCCCGGUCGAGCUUGGCUUGCUGAGUAGGGACAUGAAUGAAUCAUAGCAACGUGAUUUUAACAAUUGCCUUAUAGCAAGGUGGUUAAAUAUCGUUCGGUCAAAUUUAGGUUAUUGUGGCGAACGAAAGUCUUUCCCAUCAUUUGUUUUGAAAAAAUAACAGCAAACGUGAGAAUUCGGAAUGCUUAAUUUGAGGCUAACAUUAGCAUUCCUGGCUAGCUUGCUAACGUUAGCUAGCUAACAAGUCUAAUAAACUAAAUAUUAAGUAACUAGCUGAGAAUGCUGAAUAAGUCAGAAAUGUUAUUUUGUAAAUCGAAGUUACGUAGAUAACAUUUGUUGGGCUAUAUAUAGUUAUUACAGCCAUCGAUAAUAGCGAAUAUAGCUACCCUAUUUAAGUGUGGAUUAAUUCGUGUAAGCGUCUGGCAUGAUUGUUAUCUAGCUAGGAAACUCAAUUGCAUUAUUAAGAGUUUGCCACUCAAGCUAGAUCCGUGGUCAAAACGCACAAUUUCGAUUAGUCUGUCAAUAUGGAUCUUAAUUUUUAUUCUGACCUCUCUGAUGGCACUGGUCAAAACGUUGACCCGGAAUUUUUGGAAACGCAGGCUUAUAAUGGAUAUGACCCUGUUAACAAGUUUCCAGGAGGCAGUGAUACUUACCUUACCAUCUCCGGGGCAAGUCAUCCUUUUCUCUCUUCUGAGCAGACAUUCCAUACUCCCAGUCUUGGUGAUGAAGUGUUUGAGAUCCCUCCCAUCUCCCUGGACCCAGACUCGGCCAUCAGUGUGGGAGACGUGGUGUCCCAUUUUGGGGUGCUGUCAGGGGGAGCAGGAGGUCCCUCUGGGGUUGGAAGCCUUGCAAGGAAUGCUGUAGUCGGGGGCAAUGACCCCUCCUUUGCAUCCACCUAUGUGAACCCUAACUCUCAGGGCCUGGAGCACUUGAGCUUAGGGGUGAUGAGCCAGCCUGGAGGGGGGGCCCUGCUCAGUUCAACACUGGGGGUGGAACUUGGCCACUCCAUUGGCUCCCAUUUCAGCAACUCCUCUCCAAUGACCAUCGACGUCCCACUUGGUGACAUAAAUCAUGGACUUUUGGGACACAACCAACUGACCACUAUUGACCAAUCAGAGCUGAGCGCUCAGCUUGGUCUUGGCCUUCACGGGGGGAACAUUCUUUCUCGUUCUAAGUCACCUGACCAGCUGUCUGCUACACCCUCCCCAGCUGGCUCCCUCCACGAUGAUGACAUUGAUGACUUCAGGAGCGUGCUUGUCGACUCCCCGAUGUCCAUGUCCGUCUCCUCUGUCGUACUCCCCCAACUGUCUUCCAUGCCGGGCUCCUCCCCCAUGCUCUCAUCCCCCAUGUCCCCUGUCCUGGUGAGGCGUGUCGGGGGCAAGCCAGCCAUGGUGGCCGUUACAGCAGGACCCGGAGGUGGAAAGAAAGGGAAGAAGAAGAAAGACCCCAACGAGCCCCAGAAACCAGUCUCUGCCUACGCCCUGUUCUUCAGAGACACCCAGGCGGCCAUCAAGGGCCAGAACCCCAACGCCACGUUUGGGGAGGUGUCCAAGAUAGUGGCCUCAAUGUGGGACAGCCUGGGGGAGGAGCAGAAACAGGUGUAUAAGAGAAAGACAGAAGCAGCGAAAAAGGAGUACCUAAAGGCACUGGCAGCUUACAGAGCCAGUCAGCUGUCACAGCCCACCAUUGAAGUGAUGGACACAUCGUCUUCACCACCGCCGCCUCCUUCAGUGCCUGAGCCAGCGACUGUGGCACCCCUGACACCUGCCCGGCCCUCACGGCUCCCGCAGCACGUCUCGGACCAGAACACCAUUACCAACAUCUGCGCCUCCAACAUAAUCCUGGACGUCCCCCAGGUCACCACGCGCUCCCGCACCGGAGCUCACAAGCCCCCCUCCCUGGGCCCCAGCAACGCCCCCAUCCCUACCCUGACCCUGACCACCACCCCCACCAUCACCAAGAUCAUCAUCUCCAAGCAGAUGCUGCAGGCCGGGGCUCAGCUCCACCAGAUCCCCACCUCCAUGGUGACGGUGCUCCCGGGUGGCGUGCGCACCCUGCAGCCCGCCGCCCCGCGCCAGCCCCCCCCUCUGCAGCAGAUGCAGCACGCCCCUCCUCCCCCGCGGCUCCAGCAGAUGGUACACUCCCCUGCCCCGCCUCCGCUCCAGGCCAAACCCCGCGGAGGACACGCCGGGCAGGGCCUUCCGGCGUCUAUCACAGCCACACCUCCCCCUCCACUACAGAUCAAGAUUGUCCCGGCUUCUUUGCAGGCAGACACCUCCUUGCCGAUUAUUGUCACGACAACAACAACCGCCAACUCUGUCCUAACCACAACUGUGCCUACGUCAACAUACUCCACCCCAAUAGUGGCUCCGCGGUUUGCCAAGUCCAAUGAUUUGACGACCAGCGCGGACGAGGAUGCGGUUAUGGAAGAGUUUGCGCCAGGAGAGAUGGAAAUGGAGUUGAGUGUGUCUCCGUGUGCUGCUGCUUCAGGCCCACGGACUCAGUGUGUCCGCGCUGGAUGCACCAACCCGGCAGUAGAGAGCACCGACUGGGACAAGGAGUACUGCAGCAAUGAAUGUGUCGCCACUCACUGCAGGGAUAUCUUCAUGGCCUGGUGCUCCAUCAGGAAUCAGAACACCAUGGCUGUCAAGUAAAGACUAAACCCAGACAAGGGGACAUUGUGAUUGUCUUGUUGGGUCAGAGGGUGAUAAAUGUGGUCCUGUGGUAAGAAUGGGUCAACAAAAUACAUGGGAUUCAUUUAAAGAUUCAUGCACAGUGGAGACAGCCAGGAUAAAAUGUGUGGGAAGAGUGACGUUUUGUAUUCAGUAUUUUAUUGUUUAGAUGUGCAUACCUUUAAACAGGUAUAUUACCACUCUGAUAGUUUCAUGAGAGGGUGUAUACUAUAUGAAGGGAUCUGACAUCAGAGGGAUUCCAGUGGGCCCUGCUCCAGAGGGUACAUGGAAAGAUUGUGUCACAAUUGACACAUGUUCUUUGAAAUCUCUUUUCAAAUAGUUUUUUUUAUCAUUUUUCUGAUUAGCCAAAAGACGAAUUAGUGACGCAAAUAUCAGAAUUGGGCUGCCCAUAUUCCUAAAUAUUUGGAUGAAUAUAUUUGAUACCCAUAUUUUGUUGAUUGCCUAUAUUCUUUUGAAAAACAUCAGUGUCUCCUUUUAGAGAAACUGAGUCAGGAAAACAAAAAAAUUAUAAUAAUAUUCUGUGAAAUAUUGAAAAUAUCAGAUUAUGGAAAUUGGUGUAUCAUGCAACACCUUGUUUCUUUUUACAUGUAGCUUGGGGGCUUCUAGGACUGAGAUACUUUAUUAGUUUAUUGCUGCAAAAGGAAGGUUCACUGGGUCCAGUCCAGUGUGAAUAAACAAUUGCAGAAAUGAAGGUCAAUUUGACUUGUUUUUCCCUUUUUUAAUAAAAGAGCAAUGGAGAUAAA